GACAGAGAAUGCAGAAAACUGAGUCCGAGUGAUAGAGAGGUAAGAACUAGUUUGAGGGAUCUGCAAUAAGUACUUGUAAACAUCUAAGUUCUUCAUAGUGAAUCUCUCAAGAGAGAUCACGAAGUGGAUGUAGGCUAAAGUUUUGGCUGAACCACUCUAAAACUGCUGUGUUUUGUUUCUGUUUCCAAGUUCAUCUAUUUUCUAUUUUGCUUAAAGUAGUCAAACACAAAAGAUUCAAAGGGGGCUUACACUAUAGUUAUAAUUUUCUGUGUAUAUCUUUUGCAGCCGGGAGUAUAUAUUAUGAGGAAGGUCCCCUUCUGACUUUAUUUGUGUUGGUGAAUAUGAGAGGUAUGGACGGCACUUCUGCUAGAAAGAGAAGAAACAGGAGUUUAUCCCCCCCGGCCUCUAAUCCUAUUCAUCACUUGAAAACAUCAAAAACUUCAUCAUCAAGUUCAGCAGCAUCAAGAAGACCACCAUCAAAACUGGUGACUGCUAAUAUUGAAAAUCUUCCCGAACAUGUUUUGGUUGAAAUUCUCUGUCGACUUCCUUGCUAUAAAUUCGUCUCUCAAUGCAAGUCUGUGUCCAAACGUUGGUGCACUCUCAUGUCAAAUCCUUCUUUCAUUGGCCGCUUCCUGUGCCUGCAAAUGGAAAGGCCAAUAAUACGUACCAUGAUAAACGCUGAAGGGGUGGAAUUCCUUAACAAGACUUCAUCAUUGUCCAAGCCACUAACUCCUUUGUUCAGAAGACUGAUGAGUAUCUACAGUUUGGAGAAAGAGCCAAUUGUGGUUGGUACAUACAAUGACUUGGUUCUAUGCUGUGCAACCGAGUAUGAACAACGUGAUUACUACAUCUGGAAUCCAUGCACAAUCCAAUGGGCUGAACUUCCUCCCCCGCCUCGAGUAUACGAGUACACACCUGUGGGAUUCAUCUGCGAUCUUCCCUAUUAUAACAGUAAGACAGGUGAUCAGGAAUCAGGAGAUACCAUCAAGCUUAAUUCAGAGUAUAGGUGCAGGGUUGUGAGAAUUAUUUUUCCUCCUGAUCAGGAAUUUUCCUGCACAUUGGGAGUGCAGAUCUUCUCUUCUGAGACGGGUGAAUGGACAGAAUCAAUUGUAUCCCCCCCAACUGCCCUUAGGUAUGAGUCCAUUGAUCCCAGCAUUAGCUUUGCUUGCAACGGAAUGUUGUAUUGGAUGGGUCGUCGUCGAAAUUUUUUUAUUUUUGGGUUGGAUCCAUUCAUGGUCAACAGUAGUAAGAAUAGUACUAGCAUUAGUACUAUUGGGAAUAAUACUAUUGAUCGCUGUAAAUGUCGAUUGAUUGAAUUUGAUAACUGUGGGUGUGAAAUAAUUCCGUGCGUAGGAGUCCAUAGAGGGUGUUUGCGCAUGUCCGAGUACGACUUUGUCAGCCGUGCUGUAUUUGUUGCGGAUCUUAUUGUAGGAGAACAAGGUGGUUGGAUGGUCAAGUGUCAUGGUGGAACUUCCAGAUUAUGUAUAAAAGACAUGGUAGAUGAGGACAUUUUCAUGUGCAACAGUUUUACAAGUGAAUGGUCAAAGAUAGCAGAAAAGAGUCCAAUUGAUAGUCCUUUCUUCUACCCAUUUGUGCUCCCAUGGUGGCCAACACCAGUUCCUAGACUACCGCAACAUGCACAACCAACCGGAACAAGAAAUUUGUUCCCCCGAACCGGUCAAAACGCCCUCUAA
Messenger RNA from Rosa chinensis, 1694 nucleotides. Its product is annotated as F-box/kelch-repeat protein At3g17530. Gene Ontology annotation, molecular function: protein binding. Lineage: Eukaryota; Viridiplantae; Streptophyta; Magnoliopsida; Rosales; Rosaceae. The coding region runs from base 342 to 1694 and encodes 450 amino acids. The record is from RefSeq and is a predicted model, not a curated record. The transcript is spliced from 2 exons.